AUGACAGAAAGAUAUACGGAACUUUAUAUAAGACGGAAGUCGGCUGAUAACAAUACGCCGGAAGCAAAUUACUAUGACUUCUAUACAAAAUUUCACCCACUCAGGGUUUUGGCGAGGAAAUCUAUCUAUCUAUCCGAGUAUACACAUAAUUCAUCUAUCCGUGUAUACACAUUAUCUAUCUAUCUAUCUAUCUAUCUAUCUAUCUAUCUAUCUAUCUAUCUAUCUAUCUAUCUCACCAUGUUUAAUAUCUAUCUAUCUAUAUAUCUAUCUAUCUAUUUCAGAUUGGUCGGUAUCUAUCUAUCUAUCUAUCUAUCUAUCUAUCUAUCUAUCUAUCUAUCUAUCGAUCUGAGUAUACACAUUAUUCAUUUAUCCGAAGUGUAUAUAUUAUCUAUCCGUAUAUCGGUCUGUUUUUUUAUCUACCUUUCUAUCCAAGUAUCCACAUUAUCUAUCUAUCUAUCUAUCUAUCUGAGUAUACACAUUAUCUAUCAGAGUAUACAUAUUAUCUAUCUGUAUAUCUUUCUAUCUUUCUAUAUUUCUAUCCGAGUAUACAUAUCUAUCUAUCUAUCUAUCUAUCUAUCUAUCUACUUGUCUGUCGAAUGA
Molecule: messenger RNA, 600 nt
Organism: Acanthosepion pharaonis
Lineage: Eukaryota; Metazoa; Mollusca; Cephalopoda; Sepiida; Sepiidae
Source: the annotation of a GenBank genome assembly